CGGCAGCGCGGCGUUCCGCCGGUUGCUGUGACCCGACCUAGGGAUCCUCGGCUCUCUGAGGGCCACACGGUGCUGGAGUCGCCGCUAAGGAGAGUCGGACCUAAGUCCACCCCUGGACUGGGCCUGGUACCGCAGCUCCCGGGUAAGCGGGCCCAGCGAGUGUUCCGAGCGGGCCCACUGAUCCCGCGGCAGCGCUCGGUGGCCCGCGAGGGGAGGUGGCCCCGAGCUCCCGGGGCGGUUCUUCCCUCAGCAGAUGCGCGAGUUCAUAACGCGCGCGGUGGGUCUAAGUUAAUACGAAACCCGUGCAUUUUGCCCUUGCAGGGUACGCGAGAUUCUGGUAAGCCGGGACGGCACAAGAGCUCCUGGUAAGCUGCCGGCGGAGGCGGCCGGGGCAAGCGAGCCCCGUUGCAAGCACGGAUGAGCUCCCUCGGGCGGUCGGGAUUCACGCGUUGGGCUGGAUCCAUGGCAGACAGAUGAGCCCUCUGCAGAGGGGAGGAACAUUCUGUGCUCCCAGGUCAGGGAAACAUGUCCCGUCGGAAACAGACCACUCCUAACAAAGUUCACUGCACUGGACUCACAACAGCAGGUGCCACAGGCUGGUGUGGCAGGGUAGGCAAGCAGAGAAGUGACCUAAGUGCUUUCCAAGAGGUGACUCCAGAGGUUCUGCACAGUGCAGGGGAGCAAGUCUUUGCAGGGCUGGAGGAGCAAGCCCGCCAAGCCAUGAUGAAAAACAACUUUCCUGGAACUCUUGGGGACCAAAGGCCACCAAUUCGUCCAUUGCAAGACCCUGACUCCAGCAGCAGUGAGUUCUGCCCCUUCCAGUAACACCAAGGUGGCAGCGAUGAUGAGGAAACCACUCAGGAUGAAGUUUCUUCCCAUACAUCUGAGGAAGAUGGCUCAAUGGUGAAAGUGAAGAAGGAAUUAGAAAAUGCAGAACGACCUGUGGCCGGAACCCCAUUGAUGAGAGAAAAUGAGGUGCCUGAGAGUGUGAACGCUGAGCCCAUGCUGGGGCUGUCACAAUGCCCCCUCUGCCAGCUGGAGUGUGGAAGCAGAGAUCAACUCAUUGCACACGUGUACCAGCACACUGGAGCGGUGGUGAGUGCCAAGAGCUACCUGUGUCCUGUGUGUGGCAGAGCCCUCAGCUCCCCCGGAUCCCUUGGGAGACAUCUCCUGAUCCAUUCAGAGGACCAGCUGUCCAACUGUGCAGUUUGUGGAGCACGCUUCACCAGCCACGCCACCUUCAACAGUGAGAAGCUGCCAGAGAUGCUCAGUGCAGAUCGGCUGCUGGCACCCCAGAGCCAGGGCCCCUCCAGCGCCGAGGGGAAGGAUGUUGCUUUUUGCGCCCCUGUGUAUCCCGCGGGCAUCCUCCUGGUGUGCAACAACUGCGCUGCGUACCGCAAGCUGCUCGAGGCACAGAGCCCCGGCAUGCGCAAGUGGGCCCUGCGGCGCCAGAACGAGCCCCUGGAGGCGCGGCUGCAGCGCCUGGAACGGGAGCGCACAGCCAAGAAGAGCCGGCGGGACAAUGAGACUCCUGAGGAGCGGGAGGUGAGGCGCAUGCGGGACCGGGAAGCCAAGCGGCUGCAGCGCAUGCAGGAGACAGACGAGCAGCGUGCACGGCGGCUGCAGAGGGACCGGGAGGCCAUGCGCCUGAAACGCGCCAAUGAGACCCCCGAGAAGCGACAGGCACGGCUCGUCCGCGAGCGUGAGGCCAAGAGGCUCAAGCGGCGCCUGGAGAAAAUGGAUAUGAUGCUCCGGGCACAGUUUGGCCAGGACCCCUCUGCCAUGGCCGCUUUGGCAGCUGAGAUGAACUUUUUUCCACUGCCAGUGAGCAGUGUGGAGCUGGAGAGCCAGCUGCUGGGCAAAAUGACCUUCGAGGAGCAGAGCAACAAUGCGUUGCACUAAACCACAGCCACGAACUGUGCUGCCUUUGCUGCUGCACCUGCCACAUGUGCACUAGCAGGUUUUUGCGCUCAGGAGGCUGCUGAGGGUCCCUGCCUGACCCUCCCUACCAGGUGGUUCUGGUUUUCCUCUGAGCCCAGGAGGAGAACAGAGCUGAGCGAUGCCUGCCAAAGCAGCUCUGGUGGGAGCAGAUUCUGAGGAUACAGUCUGCUCUGGGGGCCAAAGUCACAGCCUGUGACAGAAUGAAAAUAAAUUAAUGUAUUAAUUAACAGUAA
Molecule: messenger RNA, 2174 nt
Organism: Cinclus cinclus
Lineage: Eukaryota; Metazoa; Chordata; Aves; Passeriformes; Cinclidae
Gene: ZNF821
Product: zinc finger protein 821
Exons: 8
Biological process (GO): regulation of transcription by RNA polymerase II
Molecular function (GO): RNA polymerase II cis-regulatory region sequence-specific DNA binding; DNA-binding transcription factor activity
Source: RefSeq, a predicted model, not a curated record